Messenger RNA from Venustampulla echinocandica, 723 nucleotides. RefSeq names its product putative steroid 5 alpha-reductase. Gene Ontology annotation, cellular component: membrane. The transcript has 3 exons. Bases 1 to 723 code for a protein of 240 amino acids. Gene Ontology annotation, molecular function: 3-oxo-5-alpha-steroid 4-dehydrogenase activity. NCBI's taxonomy places the organism in Eukaryota, Fungi, Ascomycota, Leotiomycetes, Helotiales, Pleuroascaceae. Gene Ontology annotation, biological process: steroid metabolic process. The record is from RefSeq and is a predicted model, not a curated record.
AUGUAUCGUAAGAUCGCCGCUCUACAAUGGAUUAUAUCCUGGUAUGGAGCUGGAAAGACCUCGACAAAUAGCAGCUUCAACAUUCCGGGCAAAAUUGCGUGGAUCACGAUGGAGGUACCUGGGUUCAUGACGGUGCUAUACAUCGUCAACACCCUCCCCGCUGAACUUGGCAUCAGCGACUUGCCGUGGCAAAACAAAGCUAUGGCUGGGCUUUUUACCAUCCACUACAUCAAUCGCGCUAUCCUAGGCCCUCUCCUCGCUCCCUCCAUGUCCCCCAUCCACCCCCUCGUCUGGAUCGCCGCCCUUGCCUUCCAACUCACCAACGGCCUCUCAAUCGGCGGCUACCUAGGCGGCUACGGUCCCACCGCGUCCUCCUCCUGGCACCUAGCGCACUCUCGCAUAGGGCUGGGACUUCUCGUAUGGACCCUCGGUCUCGCGGGGAAUAUCUACCACGAUGAAGUACUGCGCCAGAUCCGUCGGCCCUCGCAGUCUAACAAAAAGAACCCCAACGUGCACAAGGUGUACAAGAUUCCCACUGGGGGCUUGUUCAAGUAUGUUCUUUAUCCCCAUUAUUUGUGCGAGUGGAUUGAGUGGUUGGGGUUUUGGAUUAUUGGGGGUUGGGCGUGUGUGCCUGCGAGGAACUUUGUGGUUAAUGAGGUUGCCACUAUGUUGCCUAGAGCACACGCACAGGAUGAGGGUCCCCUGGAACUCCUAAAAAGAUAG